Henningerozyma blattae CBS 6284 is the source of this 531-nucleotide messenger RNA. RefSeq names its product Rad33p (gene RAD33). The record is from RefSeq and is a predicted model, not a curated record. The coding region runs from base 1 to 531 and encodes 176 amino acids. Lineage: Eukaryota; Fungi; Ascomycota; Saccharomycetes; Saccharomycetales; Saccharomycetaceae. The transcript has a single exon.
AUGUCAGGUAAAAAAGUAUCUAACUCACAAUUGCAACGGUUUCUCAAUGCAAAGCCUCCGCAGGAAAUCGAAGAUGAAAUGCUAUUGAUAUAUUCUGAAUUAUGUGCAGAUGCUGAUAUGAUAAAGGAUCAAUUAGACCAGUUUUUUGACUUGUUACAACUACCGAGAGAAUUAUAUAAGUUAUAUGAUAAAAGAGAGUUCUGCAUCGACAAUUUGAAUAUUGUCGAUUUCGAUAAACUAAUAAGAAACACAUACCUGUUAUUGAUAUAUAUGGAUAACAAGGCUACAAUAGACGAAAUGUGGGUGCUUAUGGUCCAUGGUUGCGGCAGGGACAUCCGAUAUCCAAGCGUUACACUACAAAAUCAUGUUUUGAGUGUAAAGGAUAUUCAAAAGAUUGCUCAAUAUGUAGGGAUGGACCAAAAAACAGGGAUUGUGGAAAUGAUGGCCACAGCUACUAAUGGUAAACAUUUAUUCCUUACAUAUCUAGACUUUGCAGAAUUAAUGGGCAAGUUAGGAUUAUUAAGGUUUUAA